AAGCGUGCGUGCACUGAGCUGAUGCGUAAAUAAAAAUGCUGAUAAAUAGUGUUCCAACGUGCACACAUACCAAUAUAUAAUAAAUGCAUAAAGAAAUACAUUGAGCUGAGUUUGAGGAUACCAUCUUAAAAUUCAAUUGAUUGACGAACAGUUUGUAUUUAGAGCUCAACAUACUCAGGAGUAUUACGCUUAAGCUGAUCGAGCGGCUUUGUACGGCAAUAUUUUUUUAUUGUAUUAAUUAUUUGUUAAAGCACGGAAAGGCAUCCUUUGUUCACUUCUAUCAAAAGCAAGUUUUGAACUACAAAAUAACAGAUAAAAAAUAUGGCACGGCAAAGAGUGCAACUGUUCAUAUCGCUACAUUUACUGGUCCAACUUGCCACAUUUUGCAACUGCAACGACUCUCUCAAUGGUGGCAUCGUCGAUAGCAGCUCAAUCAAUUUGGAGCAGAAGGAUAACUACUGCCUACGAAAUGUCACCUAUUACGAAGAGAGAGGCGUAGAUAAGACACGGCAGGUGGAGAUCAAGCCAACGGGAUAUUGGAAAUGGUUCAAAAAGAGCAAAACCCAAGUGGAACACUACACGGAAACAGUGCGGGUGCCACAUACGCGUCUGCAGAACGAUUGCUGUGAGGGUUAUGCCAUGGUAGCGAAUAAGACGUGCCAGCCCGUCUGUGAACCUGGCUGUCCGGCAAACGCCUUCUGUCGAACACCUCAGCGAUGUCAGUGCCGUUUUGGCUAUGAAGCGGUCAAAUCUGCGGUGAAUGGCACACACCACUGUAUGCCACGUUGUUCAUCCGGUUGUCCGUACGGAGGCAAGUGUGUGGCGCCCGAGUUGUGCGAAUGCGCACCCGGCUAUCAGGCUGGCGCGGGCAGCUGUGCGCCGACUUGCGCCUCGGAUUGCCUGGAUGGGCGUUGCACCGCGCUGAAUAAGUGUACUUGUAAUGAAGGUUAUGCUAAGGUUUUGGCGAGUGGUGAAUGUGUAGCAUUAGCUGACUGUGUUCCUGGUCUCGAUUGCGAAGAGGAAACCGAAGUUAGUGGCGUCGAUGAAACUACUACAGAUGAAAUUACAGCGACUGCGGCAGACACCACCGAGAUGCAUGUGGCUUUCACGCGGCAGGAUGGUAUCCCCGUUUCGAGUGAGAGCCAGGAGGAAAAUGAAAAUAUUGUGCUUUUUCCCAGCGACGAAGAAGCGACAAAUUGUACACUUCAGCCCUGCAUCGGUGAUACUGACUGCAAAUUGGCUGGCCGUUGCACAUGCGCUGACGGCUUCAUACGUCAUCAACCGGCGCCAGUGAAUGGCGUUGAGGUCGGCCCCAUAUGCAAAGCGCUAAUGGAGCAGAGUGAAAUAGUGGAUGACCAUGACACCGAAGGCAGUUGGGGGCUCACCUUUUUCGUUGUUGUCGGCUCGGCGUUGAUGGUCUGUGCUUUCGCGGCAUUGUUGGUGAAAUUGUGGCUUCAUAAGCGUGGUUCAAUGAAUGUAGUAGGGAAAAACGAAGCGUGCUGUAAGUUUGAGAAAAAUAGUACGAGCUCAGAUAGCGGUCAUGUGGACAUGUGUUGAGCCUUGAUUGUGUCGCCAUGCACCAACAACGUGGGAAUAUAGUUAGACUGCAUUAUUUUUACUCUCUAGUCUUAAGUAAGUUGAUUUUUUGUCAUAAUAUUUUCUUAGUUAAUAAAAACCAUGUAAUAAAUGAAUUUAAAGUA
Messenger RNA from Ceratitis capitata (Mediterranean fruit fly), 1700 nucleotides. RefSeq names its product von Willebrand factor D and EGF domain-containing protein. The record is from RefSeq and is a predicted model, not a curated record. The transcript has 2 exons. The coding region runs from base 322 to 1557 and encodes 411 amino acids. Lineage: Eukaryota; Metazoa; Arthropoda; Insecta; Diptera; Tephritidae.